GCGUUUACAUUCUUGUCUUAGAAAUUUGUGCUCUCUUCUCUUUACAUUAUAAUUAAUUAAAAAUGGGUAACGCUGCAGCAAAAGUGGAAGCGCAGCCGGAAGAGAAAAAGAAAUUAAAACCUUGCUGCGCCUGUCCUGAAACCAAGAAAGCGAGAGACUCAUGUAUCAUAGAAAAGGGCGAGGAAAAUUGUGGAGAUCUUAUAGAAGCGCAUAAAACUUGUAUGAGAUCAAUGGGAUUUAAUAUUUAAUUAAGAUAUAGGAGAGUAAUAAAUAUUGUCACCAAAGAUAUCUUUGCUGUUAAAAUGUUCUGCAACAAAUCUCGAGAUGGCUAAGAUAUCAUAUAUACAUGUUUUUAAGUAUAUAUAUGUGUUUCUGUAAAUAAUUUUCUUUCUAGAAUUUACAGAGAAUAAAAAUGAAUAUUAUGUUUCUGUGAAGUUGUAAGAAUUCUGCAUAUUGUAGAUAACUUGAAACAAUUCUUAUGAACUUAUGAACAACUUUAAAGAUUACAAAAUAAAUUGUUGUAAUGAUUAA
Molecule: messenger RNA, 531 nt
Organism: Cataglyphis hispanica
Lineage: Eukaryota; Metazoa; Arthropoda; Insecta; Hymenoptera; Formicidae
Gene: Cox17
Product: cytochrome c oxidase copper chaperone
Exons: 2
Coding region: 63-248 (61 amino acids)
Biological process (GO): mitochondrial respiratory chain complex IV assembly
Cellular component (GO): mitochondrial intermembrane space
Molecular function (GO): copper ion binding; copper chaperone activity
Source: RefSeq, a predicted model, not a curated record